AUGAGUUAUUCAGUACCACCAUCACUAUUAAAUCGUACUCAAUCAGUAAAUGAAGGUUUUAUAACAAUACCUCAAUUAACAAUACGUGGUAGCCAUUUAAAAGAUAGUGAAAAAUCAAAUCACCAUGCUCAUGUUAAAAGAUGUUGUCACAUUAGAAUUUCCAAAUUAGAAAUUACUGCAGAUAAUAGAGAUAAAAUACCAUCAUCAAUUAAAUUUUCAGUUGGUUUGAAUAAAAUUAGAAGAACAUUAGUUACAACUCCAAUUGAUCUUUCAAAGACUUUAGAAGAAGUGGUUUUAUCUCAACAAUCAUCACAACAAAGAAAUCAGCAACCAAUUGAUUUAAACUUAAUUGAAUUUGAUUCUUUAAAUUUAAAUUUAAAUAAUAAUAAUGAUAAUAGUCAAAUUAAUAAUAAUAUUAAUAAUAACAAUAAUACUAAUAGUAUAAAUAUUAAUAAUUCAAAAGGUCUAUCAAUAAAUUUAAAUAAUAUAAAUAAUAAUGAUACAAGUAUUUACUCAUCCUCACCUACACAAAAUUCAGCUUUUUCACCAAAACGUAAUAAUGAAAAUAGUAAUAUCUCAAAGAAAACUUACCUAUAUCCAUUAGACAUUAGAUUUAGCUUUCAUUAUGAUCACUCUUUAAAAGAAUAUGAUGAUUUCAUUAAAAUAACUUUAUUAAAAUGUACAACACCUAUUUCUUCAUCAAGUAAUAAUAACAAUAAUACUAAUAAUAGUAUCAACAAUAAUACCAAUAAUAGCAAUAUGAGUAAUAAUAUAAAUAAUAACAACAAUACUAAUAAACAAAGAUAUAGAUAUAGUACUCCAAUAUCUUACUGUACCGUUAAUCUUUCUCAAAUUUUGCAACAAGGAGAGUUUAUUUCAGAUUUAGAUAUGAUACCUAUAAUAUCAAGUAGUGACUACAUUAAUAAUGCAAAUUUAAAUAAUUCAAAUAGUGAUAAUGAAGACAAUUCAAACAUAGCAAGUUUAAAUAUUAACAGCUAUAUUAAUUACAAUAGCAACAAUUUAAAUAAUAGCAAUGGUUUAACUAAUAACCCCAACAACAAUAGUAGUAAUAGCAGCCCUGGUAACAACCCAACAACAAAUAGUGUUAACAAUACAACCGGUUCUAUCAAUGUUUCUAUUUGUAGUGUCCCAAAGGAAAUUGAAAAUAUUGAAAAUGCACAAGAAUAUCAAUUAAACGAUAUUGCAUUAUCCGAUGAUGAAAAUUUAUUCUUUGACUCUGAUUCAAAUGAUUCAAAUGACUCAAAUUAUGACGAUGAUGAAGAAGAAAUAAUUUCCUAUCAAGAUGUACCAUAUCAUUUUCAACCAAUAAAUAAUAAUAGUAAUACUAAUAAUAAUAAUAAUAACAUUAGUAAUCAAAAUUCAACCUCCCCAAAUUUAUUCAAUUCUUCACCACUAUUACACUCUCAUAAUAUACAACAAGACUUUACAGAUAAUGAACAAGAUCAAAUUUUUGAACAAAAUAAUGCUCCACUAUAUAUAUCAGAAAGUUUAAAUAUUGUUAGUAGUGGUUUACUUUCUCAUAGACUUUUAGAAUUAAGAGAAAAUGAACAACACAACCAUUAUAAUAGCCAUAAUACUCAAACAACCAAUGUAAACAAUGGUAAUAUAAAUAAUUUAAUGGUAUACAAUAAUAAUGAAAUUAAAAAUAAGAAAAAAUCAAAACUUCAAAAACUAUCAUCUUUAAUUAAACCAAUAACUAAUAAAUCAGAUAAUACAAGAGAUCAUAGAACAGGAGGAAAUAAUGAUGAAAUAAUGGUUGAUUAUGAAUCAUCAAGUGAAAGUAGUAGCGAUGUUUAUGAUCCAAUUUAUAAUAAUAUGAAUAAUAAUAUUGAUAAUAAUAUAGAUAAUAAUAUCUAUAAUAAUAAAAAUAAUAAUAAUGAAGAUUAUGACUUAAAUGAAGAAAAUGAUGAAGAUUCAGCAGAUGAAGAAGAAAAGAAUACUGAUGAUUUCUAUAACCCAUCACUUCCAUUAUCACAUCACAGUAGUGAUCUUAUUCAUUCAUUUAAAUCAUCUAGCGAUAAAAUAUUUUUAGCAAAUGAUUCAAAUCCAAAAUUAAAUAAUAUAAUAAAACCAAUAGCAAAUAAAAUCACAAAUAAUAAUUUAAAUAGUUCAAACAAUUCAAAUAAUAAUAGUUUAACAUCACAAUUUUAUUCAUCAAAUAAUUUUGAAAAUAUUUUACAUCAAAUAUCAAUUUCAGAGAAACCAAUUCACAUAUUCCUUAUAAACUCGUUAAGAAGAAGAGGUAGAAAAAUGGAAAAAAUCAUAGAGCAAUCUUCACUAUUUAAAGAGUCAUUUUUAAUAGUUUCAACAAAAUCAAAUAACGAAAUUGCACAAAUCUUUAAAUCAAUUCUUUCAAAACUCCAUAGCAGUCAAACUAAAAUUGUUAUAGCUGGGUCUGAUAGUUAUGUAAAUUCCAUUAUGAAAACUUUUGUUACAUUAAUUUCAUUAAAACCAAGAGGCUGGAAUCCAUUUUUGUUCUAUCUUUUACCAUUGGGAAAAAGUAAUGACAUAUCACUACAAUUGGCUGCAAAUGAUACAAAAUACUCCACAAUGUUUUCAAAUAAUGCUGAAUGGAAAAAAAUAUUUGAUCAAAUAGAACCACCAACACAACAACAAAUUUCAGAAAUUGAAAAUAAAAUCAAUCUUUAUAUUUCAACACCAACAAAUAAUCAAUAUAAAUUCCCAAUAGGUGAGGCACUACUUACAAUGUCGACCUCUGCUGGUACUGCCACAGUACCAUUUAUAAAAGGAAUUCAAAUUAAUCAUUUUGGUAAAUUUCAAACAGACCACGAAGUUGAUUUUGUAAAUGACUUGGCCCAUCAACCAAUCCCUGAAAUGCAAUUAGAUUAUUGGAUACCAAAGAAAAAAGGUGGUGAAGAACAUAUUGUAUUUAAAUCUCAUUUACAAAGCUUAAAGUUAACAAGACUAUCAACCAUUUCAAACUCUAUUAAAACUCCACUAUCACCACCUAAUAAUAACUCUUUUAUUAUUUUUGCAGUUUAUAAAAAUUUAAAAAAGAAAAAUAUGUUAACUAGAUUCAGUAGUAAUAAUAAUCAAAGUAAAGAUAAAGAUAAAGAAAAAGAUAAAGAUAAAGAUAGAGAAAAAGAAAAAGAGAAAGAAAAAGAAAAGGAAAAAGAUAAAGAAAAGGAAAAAGAAAAACCAAAAAAACAACAAGAA
Molecule: messenger RNA, 3198 nt
Organism: Dictyostelium purpureum
Lineage: Eukaryota; Evosea; Eumycetozoa; Dictyosteliales; Dictyosteliaceae
Exons: 2
Source: RefSeq, a predicted model, not a curated record